AUGUUACAAUUACAACAACGAUGUCGUGAUUUAGAAGUCAAUAAUGAAAAUGAAUUAUCAUGUCAACCACACGACGAUAUUGAACCAACUUUACAAAUAAGUAUAUUUAAUCAAACAAAAAAUUUUAAUAAUAUUUUAGGAAUUCAUGAAAAUUUUCCAGACGAUCAACCUUAUGGAUCAAAUGAUAUUAAUACAAUACAUGUGGAACACGAUGCUAUUGAACUUCAACCCAAUGAUGAUAUGGAUAUACAAUCUUUACCUGAAAUUAUGAAAGUUCAUUUUUAUCAUGAACCAAGUCGUCCACAUCUACAACAACAUCAUAAUGAACAGUCAUCAAUGCAACAGAUGACAGUUCGUAUCACAAAUGAACUACAUCAGGUAAGCAAUUCUCAUCAUUUAGGUACAAAUUCAACAACAGCAACAUUAACACCCAAACAAGUAGGAAGUCGAAAGACAAAUUGUCGACAUCGUAUAAAUCGAUAUCUUUAUGAAGUUAUUCGCCAAGUUUAUCGAUUAUUCAGCAUUACAAAAAUCAAACGAAUAUUAAGAUCAAUGAAUAUAUUUUAUGUCAAUAUUAAUAUGGUCCGACACAAAUUAUUUAUUGGACUCAAGAGUCAAACAAUGGCGGAUGAGAUCGAAAAACUAUUACAUGACCGAAUCUUUACCGAACAACAUUAUCAUCGUCUAUAUAGGUAA
Messenger RNA from Rotaria sp. Silwood2, 696 nucleotides. NCBI's taxonomy places the organism in Eukaryota, Metazoa, Rotifera, Eurotatoria, Philodinida, Philodinidae. The record is from the annotation of a GenBank genome assembly.